Messenger RNA from Prinia subflava (tawny-flanked prinia), 5512 nucleotides. It is a transcript of the gene NCEH1, whose product is annotated as neutral cholesterol ester hydrolase 1. Bases 158 to 1384 code for a protein of 408 amino acids. The record is from RefSeq and is a predicted model, not a curated record. Gene Ontology annotation, cellular component: membrane. The transcript is spliced from 5 exons. Gene Ontology annotation, molecular function: carboxylic ester hydrolase activity; lipase activity. NCBI's taxonomy places the organism in Eukaryota, Metazoa, Chordata, Aves, Passeriformes, Cisticolidae.
GCGGGGCGGCGCCGGGCGGGCUCUGGGCUCGGGCCGGGCACACGGCCGGCGGCCCGGGAGGAAGCGCCGGGACUUCCUCCGGGGGAGGCCGGCCCGGGGGCGGUGCGCGCCCCGCGGGGAGCGCGGCGAGGCGGCCGCACACGGCGCGGAGGAGGCGAUGCGGGCCGCCUGGGUGCUGCUGCCGGCGCUGGCCGCCCUGUCCGCCUACUAUGUGUACCUGCCGCUGCCCAGCGCCGUGUCCGACCCCUGGAAGCUGAUGCUGCUGGAUGCCACCUUCCGGGCGGUGCAGCAGACGUGUCACCUGAUUCACUAUCUGAGACUCAGCCAUCACUUGAUAGUUCUGAAUUAUUUGAUCUGCACCUUUGACAAGCUGAAGUCUGUCUCCUCUGAGGACAUUAAAAUCACGGAUGCUGUUUUUGACGGCGUGGAAGUGCGAGUGUUUGAACCCCCUGCCAAGGGAGAUGAAAGCCUCAAGCGCAGCGUUGUUUACAUCCACGGAGGGGGCUGGGCCCUGGCAAGUGCAAGAACAAGCCUUUACAACAAUCUCUGCAGAAUCAUGGCUGAGUCUCUGAACGCUGUUGUUGUCUCUGUUGAAUACAGGCUGGUGCCCGAGGUGUGCUUCCCCGAGCAGUACCACGAUGCUCUUCGUGCAACAAAGCAUUUCCUGCAGCCUGAUGUCUUAGCUGAGUAUUCAGUGGACCCCAGUCGAGUUGCAAUCUCAGGGGACAGUGCAGGAGGGAAUUUGGCAGCUGCUGUGUGCCAGCAGCUUAGCAAAGACGAGGAUUUGCCCGUCAGGCCGAAGCUGCAGGCCUUGAUCUACCCAGUCCUGCAGGCGUUCGACUUCAACACGCCCUCCUACCAGCAGAACAGGAACAUGCCCGUGCUGCCCCGCCACGUCAUGAUCAACUACUGGAUCGACUACCUCAACGGCGACUACGGCCUGGCACACGAGCUGCUGGUCAACAACCACACCGCGCUCAACGUCGGCCGGGCGCUGUCCUUCCGCGCGCGCCUCAACUGGACCUCGCUGCUGCCCGCCUCCUUCCAGAAGAGCUACAGGCCCGUGGUGCAGCCCACGGGCUCUGCUGCUAUCGUGGAGCGGCUGCCGGCGCUGCUGGACGUGCGGGCCGUGCCGCUGCUGGCGGACGACGCCACGCUGGCGCGGCAGCCGCGCACCUACGUGCUGACCUGCGAGAACGACGUGCUGCGCGACGACGGCGCCAUGUACGCGCGGCGCCUGGAGCGCGCCGGCGUGCCCGUCACCCUCGACCACUUCCACGACUGCUUCCACGGCUGCAUGAUCUUCACCGUGUGGCCCACGGAUUUCUCGGCCGGCGUGCAGACCAGGAGCAGCUACAUCAAGUGGUUGGAUGAGAACCUCUGAAGGGAGGGCCCCGGCAGAAGACAAAACAAUCAAAAAGUGCACUUUCCCCAAUUCUGACUUCACUGACGCCUGCAGCUGCUGGGGGUACAGACCACUAACUGCAGCGUUCUCCAGCUCCAUUGGCCUUGCCCAGUAAAGCAUUUUGAGAAGUUUGUAUUUUUUUUCAAACCUCAAUUUUUUUCCCCGUUUUCUCCCAGAUGACUAUUGCCAAACGCAGUGUUGAGCAGGGAGAUCAGGAUUCCUGCAGGAUUCUUACCUGGCUGCAACUUUCAAGGUUUGACUCUUAAUUAGGUACAAAGGCCUUGGCUUUCAAGUGAUGUGAGAUAAAUCCUAACACCUACAUCUGCUUCUGAAUAUGUAAAGAUGUGAGCUGUUUCACAGCCGUGCUGAGCAUCUGAUGUCACAGUGAGAACACUCACCUUGGGCAGCAGGGCCAUGCAUUUGAAUGACAAGCACAGAUUUAGGUGUUGGCUUUUUGCCAUAGACAAAGGGCUCAUUUAAAUUUUAAAAAAUAUUUUUACAAAAGCUCUUCUAGACAGUUAAAAUGAUGCUAGAUGAGUCUCUUAGCCAAACCUGUAAUUCAGCUUUGGAAUUUGGUCUUUACCACCUUUUAAUAAAUGUAUUUUUUAAAAGGUACAGGACUAAAUAUAUUCUCAAUUAAAAGUAUGAUAGCAUAUACACAAAUAGGUAAGAUAAAAUAUUCCGUGUAGCAGCAGAAUCCAGGUUUCCUGUGUGAGUGACCUUCAAAGCUGACUACUUACUUGGCUAAAGAAUGUGACUUCACCUGUGUUUAAAGCCUCAAUUGUACAACCUCCUUACAGAAAAUACUGACCUUACUACAAAUAGUCUGCUGUGUGGUUUGCACUAAUAUUUGUAAUUAAUAGUAGAAGUUUUUGUUCAUUGACUUUUCUUUUGUGUUUGUAGUUUUUACUGUAUUUCUUGCUUUGUGAAAGGAGGAAAGCAAGCGAAUAGAAGUGAGCUCCAAUCUAUAAAAUCUUCUGUUUAAUUCUGAGCUUUGCAGCUGAGCUUUGUCUGUCUUGUAGACUGCUCUAGGUAAGGUGAUCUGUAAGCAAAUCUGUGCAGUUUGAGCCAGUCCGUGAAGUUCAGACAGGCAGGACAGGGGAGUGAAACCACUUUGUGUCUGAAUUGUCCAGGCUGCUCACAGCUUGCAGAAAUGAAUGUCAAAGGCCCAUAGGCACAGAGGAGAGAGUGGGAGGUUAAAUUCAUCCUCAGUUUUACCACAGACUUCCUGUGGGUCCCCAGAAGAACAACUCCUUACUCCCCACUUCUGCAAGGGAGGGAGUCAUUUCCUACCUCACAAAGGAGUGGUGAAGCUGAAUUCUCAGCGUGGCUGAAGCACACGGAUGUGAAUGUGACUGCAGGCACUCAGCAGCUCCCAGGGCUUUUGGCUUCCCAUUCUUCGCCCAGAGCUGGCUUGGAGCAGCCUGUCCCACAUCAGGGAUGCUGCUGGGCUUGGGUUCUGCUGAGCACUUUGCUCCCCUCUGUCCUGGGCCUGUCAGGAACCCCAAGAUGAGGCUUCUUAGCCCUUGGAAAUCAUGACAAAAGCAAUUUCAUUAAAGCAUUCCUUAUAGCAGGAUUCUGAAAAGUUCCUCAAAAAACCCCAUCAGGUACUGGUAGAUCAAACUGCCUUCUGACAUUUAAAACAUAUACAGAACAGUCCCCUUUCACUGGGAUUUAAAUUAAAUAGGAGAAUGGCUUUGCUGAAUCACUGCUUCCUGGAAACACCAGGUUGUUAACGUGGUUGUGUGGAUUAAGGAAAACCAUUAAUGAGACAAGGCCUGGAUGUCGGCUCAGUCAUGCAGGCCAAAACUCAUUCCCAACAUAGUUCACACAGAUCACAAGACAAAGCUUUUUUCAACUGUGGCCCAGAUUCUUCUUCCACUUAGCAUUUACAAAGACUUGGUGGAAUUAGAGCAACCAAGUGACAUUCUGAAUCAGAAUAAAUUUUGAUCAAGAACCCCAAUUAAUACUGCAGAAGAAGUGAAGCUUUUUAUCUAGAUUUAAACCCUUUCCUCCUUUUCCCCAUAAACACAAUUUCAUAGAUUGUAUGCUUUAAACAAACGGUAACCAAAGUUAUGUCCAUUCAAAAGACAAGUUACUAAUCUGCUCCAGAAUCCUUUCCCUUUAUAUGGAGACAGCUACAUUUACCUGACUUUAAAUGACUAAAAUAGUAAAAAAACCCCACACUAUACUGAGUUAUAACAACAGGCUUCUUCCUAAUUUUCCUGCCUUAAGAGUAACCUAUGUCAGAAAAGAUAUAAUUUAUAUGUGCUUAUUGUCAUUAGCAUAAUAUGUAGAUAUACUAUGAUUAUAUGUCAUAGUAUAACUGUAGUACUGAACGAAACUGGUUAAUAUUCCUAUAAAUCUUACAAUAAUUAAGUUUUCCUGAGAGCUUUCUGCAAAGCUUUAGGUCAGCAUUUGUUUAUAGCUAAGUUAUAAAUAUCUGUUAUGAACCUAAAAUAUAAUUGCUGCUGGUUUUUUUUUUUUAACUGAAAUGAAAGGGAGAGCUGGAAUAUAUAUAUACAUACAUAUAUAUAUAUUCAUGGAGUUGGUUGUAAAUUUCCUUCAUGCACUGAAGCACAUUAAAGUCUUGGCACAAGAAGUGGUAGUAAGUUUAUAACUGGACUGAACGUGUUUACGAAGCCGUCAGCAGCCUGGUGUGAUAGCUGAGAUCGCAGCACCACAAGGAUGUGAUUACAGUAUUAACUGCCUCUGUCAAAGCAUCUGGACUGCUUUGAUCCUGCAGCCACGUGGUUUAAUACCUGAGAGCUGCAGAGAUACCCGAGGGAUGCUACAACAUGGCAAAAAAGAGGUCUGAGUUCCAGCUCCAAAAAGACCUUUAGCGCACAGCCGCACAAGGCACUGAUGAAAUUCAGUGUAAACCUUGAAGUGGGUGUUGGUCCCAGCCCAGCUUUCCUGCUCCUGUGCUUUGUUCUCCUUUGCCCCAUGCCCCAGAUUGAAAGUUUAGGGUUGUUUCCUGCUGUGUUGCUACAAGCUCCUGGGAACUGACUCAGGGUAACAAAAAGCAGAUGCCCAAUAGCAAGGAAUUAAGAUUAAUCCGUUUCACAACACCUGGAUUUGUUCCUGUGUUUUCCUACAUCUUCAAGUGUUUCCCCAGGCACAUCUUGCACCUUCAUCCCUUGGUUAUUUCACAAAGCAGUUUAGGGCACUUUGCACGAUGUAGGAUCAGAGCAAAUGUUUGUAGCAGUAUUUCACCUGUGCGUGGUAGAGCCUUUUCAGAAGAGAUGUUCAAUAACUUUGUUUUCUUAUGAUUUUGGCUAGAUACCUUUUGUAGGUAGAUUUUCUCCCCCUUCUGCAGUUAGACUCUAUCUCUCUGUGGCAAAAAUAUCUUGUUCCUGACGGCUAUUGAAGCAUUCAGAUGACAGUUUAAACAAAAAAGGCAAAAUCUUGCAUAACAGAACCUAUAGUCAUUCUUAUCCUGCUUUCAUAGACCUGAGAAGUAUAUUAGUGUGUCUCCAAGAUUUUGGCUGAUAUUUGCAGGAAUAGAUGGAGGUUUUGUGUCCCUAGCUGAGGACCUCUUAAAGGAUGGGUGUUCAACAUUUCUGGAAGCCCAGACCUCUUUCAAGAGGUUUCAUGAUGCAUAAAAUCAUAAAUAAGUUGAAUUUCCUAACCUUCAUCUAAGUAAUUCCAGAACUGCAUUCCCAAUCAAAUCAGAAAGGCUAUUGUGAGUUUUAAGCCCUACAAACUAAAUAGAAAUGUUUCAUCUUUAAAGCAUUAUUUUGUAGUAUUUGGGCCUCUAUAUUUUUUUAUCUCUUACCAAACUUUACUAGAAACUUUUAAAAAUAAAAAUAUUGGAAGCAGGUAAACUUGAGUUAAACCUUUUAAGCUGCUAUGAUCUGUAACAAUGAUAUUGUUAAAAAUAAAUCUAAAUAAACACAAAGCUGGUUUAAUGUUCUCAUAUUUAUGAUGUUCAAAAGCCCAGAAUACAACAUACUUGAUGUGAAUGCAUUCAAUACCUUAUGCAUGACUGGUUUUUGCUUUUUGUCACAGAGCAGAGGAAAGAUUUGUAAGACCUCAUUACCAAGUGUGAUUUGAGAUGUGCUAUCAAAAUGAAGAACAAAUAAAUAAAGUGAAAUAUACCUGUGA